Molecule: messenger RNA, 1340 nt
Organism: Panicum hallii
Lineage: Eukaryota; Viridiplantae; Streptophyta; Magnoliopsida; Poales; Poaceae
Product: ethylene-responsive transcription factor RAP2-1-like
Exons: 1
Coding region: 539-1126 (195 amino acids)
Biological process (GO): regulation of DNA-templated transcription
Molecular function (GO): DNA binding; DNA-binding transcription factor activity
Source: RefSeq, a predicted model, not a curated record
CGCGUGCCGCAGGCGGGCUCGCGGUGCGGCGCGGGGUGACAGGACGACCGGACGAGGCUCCUGGUGGCUGGCAGGUGGGCAGCGGCUGCUCGGUGCGGUAGGGCUGGCGUCACACGGCGCCUGCAGGCAGGGGGUGUAGGCUAGAUAGAGUAGACGAGACCAGUCGCGGCGCCGGGUGUGGUGGCCCCGCAAGGCGUCAAAUCGCGCGGCGGCUGGGGCUGGGCUGAUUCAAUGACGCCGUGCACCCGGGCGGGGUGCGGUCAGCGACAGCCUCAAAGCCAGCAAGCCCCAGGCCCAGAGACCUACCACCUCCCCGUUUCACGAGGCGCGGCCAUUAGUAGGCGCGGCCGCGGCCGGCCAGCAGCCAGCCACCGCGCCCACGGCCACCGCCCGGCAGUAUAAGAGUUGCUCCUGCCUUGCCGGUUGCCGCUGCCGAGACGACCAGGCAAAGCGAAGCGAGGGAGCUGCUGCGCGGCCAACCUCGGAGUGGGUAAGAGAGACAGAGAGUGUGUGGGUGCAAGGGACGGUGGCGGUGGGGAUGCAGAUGGAGUGGGACAUGAGAGGAGGAGUGGGAGUCGGGGACGGUGGUGGGGCGAGGGCCGGUGGCCUUGCUGUCGGAGGCGUUGUCGUCGGGGGAGGGGACCAGCACCAGCAGCGCGUGGAGGCGCACUACCGCGGGGUGCGGAAGCGGCCGUGGGGUCGGUACGCGGCGGAGAUCCGCGACCCGUGGCGGAAGACGCGCGUGUGGCUCGGCACCUACGACUCGCCCGUGGAGGCCGCCAUGGCCUACGACCGCGCCGCCGUCGCGCUGCGGGGCUCCAAGGCGAGGCUCAACUUCGGCGGCGGCUGCGGGCGCGCCCGGGAGAACGCGCCGGUGAACCUCCCGCGCGUGCCGCUGCAGGCGCGCUGCCAGCUGCUCGGCGGCGGGCUCGACAUGGGCCGCCCAUCCCCCUGGCACGUCGCCUGCUUCCCGCCGUCCAUGCUGCACCAGGCCGCGGCGCCUCAGGCGGGGGGCCUCCUCGCAGCGGACUACGCCGCGUCGCAGCCGUCGACGGCGCUGGAGCUCCGAACGGGGCCCAGGGCCCUCCCAUUCGACCUCAACGAGCCGCCGUCGAACGGGAGCUAGCAGCAGAGGUCGUGAUCUCCACGAACGCGCGUGGAGCUAGCGGUAGAGGUAGAUCAGAACUGUAUCAAGCGCGGGAUCAUGGUCAUCAUGGAUCAUGGGACGCGGUCGUUAGGAGGGAUCGGAGAGGCUAAUCAACGAGGAGGGGGAGUGGAGACCAGUGAGUUCGGUCCGGUUGUACAUAUACCUACUUAAGGAAAUCUUGCCUUUCUCGUCC